Molecule: messenger RNA, 1266 nt
Organism: Dendronephthya gigantea
Lineage: Eukaryota; Metazoa; Cnidaria; Anthozoa; Malacalcyonacea; Nephtheidae
Product: somatostatin receptor type 4-like
Exons: 1
Coding region: 8-919 (303 amino acids)
Biological process (GO): G protein-coupled receptor signaling pathway
Cellular component (GO): membrane
Molecular function (GO): G protein-coupled receptor activity
Source: RefSeq, a predicted model, not a curated record
CAUAAAAAUGGAUUCAAAUGAAUCAGGUGACAGCACAUCAAGAUACACGACCCAUUCGAAUGUGAGAUUCUCUUUUGCAUUAAUUUGUUUACUGGCAUCACUUCUUGGAAAUGCGUUGGUUAUCUGCUCCAUUUAUCGUUUUCAUCAACUUCGUUCCUGUUCCAACCUAAUUAUUUUGAAUUUGAGUGUGGUAGAUGUGCUUUUCACACUUAUCGUGACUCCGAUAAACGCCUUUUACUGGUCUCAAGACAAAGAAUCUUUUGAGGCUGCUGUUUGCUGCAUCACAGGUGUUUUAUCCUAUUUGUUCUCCGUAGUCUCGAUCUACACCUUGGUUUUCAUCAGUAUCGAAAGAUUCAUGGCAACUAAUCAUCCGGUGAGACACAGGCUGGUAUUCAACAAAAGAACAAUUCAAAUUGGCAUCUCGAUAAUUUGGAUAUGGUCCGGAUUUCUUUGUGGUCUGCCUUUCGCCCUGUCCAGAUACGUGUAUGUUAAAGAGUAUUUCCACUGCAUGGUUGACUGGUCUGGCAGUAUGACAUGCACGAUACUAUUCUUCAUAUGUGCAUAUUGUUUACCUGUCUUGACUUUAACAUUUUGUAACAUAUUUGUUUUACGAGCAGCGCGAAUUGGCCAUCGAAGUCGAACUAGCCCUUCAAAUUCUCAAAACAGCAACAGAGCGUCAUUUUUUAUCGUCGUUAUUGUGGUUACGUUUGUAAUUUGUUGGACGCCGUAUGCCAGUGGAGGAAUAAUAGUAUUGCUCCGCAACAACAGUCUACCAAGGGAGUUCAUGUCAGCUGCAGUAUUGCUCACAAUAGGAAAUGCCUCGUUCAAUCCCGUUAUUUAUGGAGUCAUGAAUAAAAACUAUCGCGAAGCUUUUCGAAAAAUUUUGUGUCCACGGAAUUCGCAUGUUCGGCCUAUAUGAUGCAAUUUGAAAUAGGAAAGCGAUAUCGCGAAGCUUUUCGGAACAUUUUGUAUCCACUGAAUUUCCGUGUAUACCCUACGGCCGUUUUACGUUCUUUACGUUGAGCAUCUUGUAUGAGAAUGGUUAGAAUAGCCAUAGCCAGCAUAGGAACAGAAAUUUGUUUUCAUAAUAGUUUGUCGUGAUGCAUUAGGACUAAUUCUAGUCCACUGAAUGAACUAAUUUAAAUGAACUGUAAGAAUUUUUUGUUGCACACAAAAGAUACAACCUUUUAUUUCUGCCAACCUUUCAAAGCGCUGUAUUAUAUAUUUUUAAUGAAGAUUCAUUUAUAACAUGUAGUUGAUGUUUAC